CCCCUUGAAGUCCCAUCCUUCCUAGCAUCUUGAUCAUUGCUCAUCUAUCUACACCUCUGUGCAUCCGCAGACUCAGUAAUUGCUCACAAUCACAAUGACAGACAAAUCACAAUUCGAGGAAGGCUACAAGGUGCCGGUCACUGACCAGAGCUUCCCCGGCAAGGAGGGAAAGCUGCCCGUCACCCCUCUUUUCGACAGAGUCCCAACUGCUGAUGGCGGCUCCAAAUUGUAUCAAGCUGCAGGGAAGCUCGAAGGCCUGAAAGCUGUCAUCACUGGUGGUGACUCUGGUAUCGGUCGCGCCACAGCAAUUCUCUUUGCCAUGGAGGGUGCCGAUUCGCUCAUUGCGUAUCUUCCUGACGAGGAGGAGGAUGCUCAGGAAACCAAGAAGCGUGUCGAGUCCUAUGGCCGCAAAUGCCACCUCAUUGCGACUGAUAUUACUGAUGCCGCCAAUUGCCACAAGAUUAUCGACACUGCGCUGGAGAAGCUCGGCGGUAUCGACAUCCUUUUCAACAAUGCCGCAUACCAGAUGAUGGUUGAGAACAUCAAGGACUUGAAAGAGGAUCAGUGGAUUCACACCUUCAACACCAAUAUUCACCCCAUUUUCUACCUUUCUAAAUACGCCUUACCUCACAUGAAGAAGGGCGCAACCAUUAUCAACAACGCCAGCAUCAACGCUUAUAUCGGCCGUCCUGAUCUCUUGGACUACACCUCUACCAAGGGCGCCAUCAUCUCCUUCACUCGCGGUUUGAGCAAUCAGUACUGCGACAAGGGCAUUCGCGUCAACGCGAUUGCACCCGGUCCAGUCUGGACCCCGCUGAUCCCCGCGACCAUGAACGAAAAGGCUCAAAAGGAGUUCACGAGUCCCAUUGGACGCCCGUCGCAGCCUUCAGAGAUCGCGACGUGUGUGGUUUUCCUUGCUUCCACCGACAGUGCAAGCAUCACGGGACAGACAAUCCACUGCAAUGGUGGGGUCAUUGUUAACGGUUAAAGAGGGAAGCGAGACAUUUUGUGCUACAUAGAUACUAGAACAAGUUAAGAAUUCCAUGAUCACGACUGUUUACUACGUGAAACUAGACGGGGACCGUGGCCAUCUCCAUAUUCUACUCUGAUUCCGAGAAGGAAUCAAAGAGCCUCAGUUGCGGCGACCAUUAAGCAUGUGUUAGUAGUCGUCUUUUGCGGUGACCACAUCCAUCUCCGUAAGGAUUGAUUCGGCCAACGGCAAGGUCCUAGGCGGGAACGCUACCCACAAGAAGUUGAAUAGCGUGGAUGAAACAGGGGACUGGGAUGAAAC
Molecule: messenger RNA, 1291 nt
Organism: Colletotrichum acutatum
Lineage: Eukaryota; Fungi; Ascomycota; Sordariomycetes; Glomerellales; Glomerellaceae
Product: short-chain dehydrogenase
Exons: 4
Coding region: 95-988 (297 amino acids)
Molecular function (GO): oxidoreductase activity
Source: RefSeq, a predicted model, not a curated record